CUGAUUUUCUGAAAGUUCCCAAGCCGGCGCUUUGACCGCGGAUUUCAGUCCACCGAUGUGAUCGACAACCCAGUCAUGGGUGGCCUCGCUUGGGGGCUCGCAACCACCCCAGACUUUUUCUUUGCAAACUGGAGCCUUCCCCGGAUUGCCCCAGAAUCUCGCGAUUCCAGAAUCUUGGUUAGGCCCUUCACCUCAACAAGCGGACCGAGCGAAAGCGAGAAGCAUGGAUCCUGCAGCUUGUUUUUGUUAAAACAUACCUCGGUUCCCCAUGGCGGACGUCGACUUCCCAUGCUCAGCCAGACUCGCCCCUCCUCCCUCCCCUUGACGGCGAUUUCGAGUUGAUGAACCGGCCCUGGGCUCCACUCCGGUUGCAUUGCGACGCAGCCGUGCCGUCCGUCCUGUCCCGCCCGUCCCUCGUCAUGUCGCCGACGAUCUCAUCAACCGUUCUCAUGCAUCUCCAUGUCUCGGCCAUGACACGACGCGACGACUCGGCACCCCGCGAGGUGCCAAACUACGCCGGGCGGCUGCUCUGGGCGAUAUGGACCUUGACCAUCGCCUCCGCAGUAUUUCUCGCCUUACGAGUGUAUUGCCGUCUGUCGCGGAAUCGGUCACUCUGGUGGGAUGACUGGUUCUUGAUUGCCAGCUGGGUAACCGUUCUCGUCUCGACCGCCCUGCUCACCGAAGCGACCAAAUGGGGCGUCGGCCUGCAUUACGACGACAUGGAAUUGGAAAAGAUGCCUGUCAUGUCCCUCCUUUCGUACAUCGCCGGCUUUUCCACCAUUCUGGGAGCGGCAUGGAGCAAGACCUCGUUUGCUGUGACGCUUCUACGAAUAUCGGAGGAAAGGUGGACCAAGUGGCUGAUCUGGUUCAUCAUUAUAUCGGUCAACGUCGUGCUCGGCGUAUCCGCUACGAUUCUCUGGAUUUCAUGUUGGCCGAUACCGAAGCUCUGGUACUACAAUAUGGAAGGGACGUGCUGGCCAAAGCAUAUCGUUGAACAGUAUCAGACUUUCACGAGCAUCUAUUCCGGCACACUCGAUAUCGUGCUUGCAAUCCUUCCCUGGAAGAUCAUCUGGGCUCUGACGAUAAACAAACGGGAGAAGCUCGGUGUAAUGGUCGCAAUGAGCAUGGGUACUCUCGCUGGCAUCGUCGCCUUUCUGAAGCUCAUGUCCCUCGACGACAUCUCGGAUGAUACUUCUACGGCUGUGGACAUCAAAGUCUUUGGAACCGCUGAACCCGCAAUUUCCAUAAUAGCGGCGUCGAUUCCUGUCCUUCGAGCCUUCAUUCGAAAAAAUGCCACCAAGAAUCCGCGGUCGGUCACAUUUGUUCACCUCUCCGAUUACCCCCGUUCGCGUUCUCAACGGUCAAUCACUUCCGCGAAGAAGGGGUCCGAUGAAGUUCUCGUGACGAAUGCUUCAAGGAUGUCGCAUACCGCAGCCGACAACCAAAACUUUGCCUUGCAGGACCGGGAACCUGGGACAAGCGCUGCCGGGACAUGGGGUAGAUCUUGAAACUUCCUUGUUAUAUCAAACCAAUUUAAGCAACUACUUUCUGGUGUUCCAACCCAACCCAGCCAUGAGCGUGAAUGAACAAGGCCGCGAUCUACCGCAACCCGAUGGCCAUUCGCCGCAGUCGUUGAAGAGCCGGCGUCGUCCACUCCUAGCCACCCCCGCGUACCAAAUCCUCUCUCAGCGACCUCCCGCCACCUUCCAGCCGUCUCUCCUGAACGUAACCGCACCGCCUCUCCGAGGUGGAGGUCAAGCAACUUCCGCCAUUACGUGGAUGACACAUGACUGGGCCAUCCGAGACUCAAGAUCCAGGCUUGACAGACAGUUACAGCCUUCAAGACACGACUUCGGCGGGCUAGGGUGACCCGUUUCGACCGAAUUGAUCAAAGUUCAACUUGAUGAGCUGCCCUACACUGGCAUUCCCGCGUUGAGGGCUGGAACGCCUCCGGGGUGAA
This is a messenger RNA of Parathielavia appendiculata, 1960 nucleotides long. RefSeq lists its product as uncharacterized. The record is from RefSeq and is a predicted model, not a curated record. The transcript has 6 exons. Lineage: Eukaryota; Fungi; Ascomycota; Sordariomycetes; Sordariales; Chaetomiaceae. Bases 342 to 1508 code for a protein of 388 amino acids.